Molecule: messenger RNA, 2293 nt
Organism: Oncorhynchus nerka (sockeye salmon)
Lineage: Eukaryota; Metazoa; Chordata; Actinopteri; Salmoniformes; Salmonidae
Gene: gltpd2a
Product: glycolipid transfer protein domain containing 2a
Exons: 5
Coding region: 284-1255 (323 amino acids)
Biological process (GO): intermembrane lipid transfer
Cellular component (GO): cytoplasm
Molecular function (GO): lipid transfer activity
Source: RefSeq, a predicted model, not a curated record
UGGCUUAAAGAGGAAGUGUUUCUUUACUGUAAUGCAUUUAGAAAGAGAGGGAAAGGAAAACAAAACUAAGAAAUAGUGUAAGCUGCAAAGGGACAAGAAGAUAGAGAGAUAAGAUAUAGAGAAAUACAGCUAGGGUGGACAGCCGUUUACUACUAGUUAGUUGUAUUCCCCAGCCGGAUCUCUCUGUCGCGAAUAGCCUGGGGACGAGGUUACCUACCAGUAUGUGAGGGGUGGUCUACUGAGUGUGUCUGUGUUCAGGACAGUACCUGUUUGUGUAGACAAGAUGGGCAUUAAUGGGCGACUGCAACACUACCUGCUGCCAGCCUCCAUCAUGGCUCUGCUGCUCUUCCUCAGUUCUUUAUGGCUCCCUCAGAUUGCAAUGCGUGAUUGUGAGACCUCCUGGCACCCCUGUCUGAGUUUCAAUUUCUACCUUCCAACACUGGAGAGCCCUGUUAUUCCUCAUCCAGGAGGGGUGCAGAGUAGGGGACAGCAGGGUGAGAGGGGUGUAGUGUUGGGUUCUGUGCCCCCUCUCCAGGUGUGUCAAGGUCAACAAUUCCAGGUGUGGCGUCUCAUGUCCCACCUGACCUCUUCCAUGGCUACGCACUCUGAUGAUGUUCUGCUGGAGCACUACCUCUACAGCUGGGACGAACUCAUCAAGUUUAUGGAAUCUCUCGGACCUCUGGUCAGUUUUUUCUCUCAGAAGGUCAAAGAUAAGAUCGCUGUCAUCAGAGAGCUGGCCCAGCAGGAGAAAGAGGCCCUUGAGAAACGAAGUCCAGUAGAAGGACACUCUGGACUACAAACUCGCACAUCAGGACUACAAGGCCCAGCGGCCUACAGUUCAGUGCGUUCCAUGGUGGAGUCGGAGCUGCAAAGGGGCUUGGUGAACUUCAGUGUGCGGACGCGCUCCGGCUGCAGAAAUCUGCUGCGGCUCCACCGUUCGCUGCUCUGGAUCCUGCUGCUACUGCAGGGCCUGGGGGAGGGACCGGACGCACAGGGGGUUUACCGCACCCCUGGGGAGCUCUGCAGGGAUGCGUACACCGUGGCCCUGGCCCCCCAUCACCCCUGGUUGAUCCGCAGUGCGGCUGAGCUGGUGUUUGUAGCUCUGCCAGACAGAAGAGUGUUCCUGGAUAUAGUUUGUGUGAGAAAAGAGGAGGAGGUUGGGCCGGUGCUCAACAUUGUUGUAGACGUUAUGAGAGAGGUAUACACACGCACACAGAGCAUACUGGAAGAACACAACAUGAUAGAGCUGCCAUAGAAAGACACAGACAGACAGACAGGUAUGCCAGCACACAUAGCCUGCACAGACUAUAAAGACACGUGAUAGAAAGACUGUAGAAACACACAGCAACUCAGUUAGUUAGGCCUACCGUAUAAGCCUGUUAACAACUGUAUAUGUAGAAAAGCCCUUAUAACUAAUGAGAACCGUGGAAUACUUGCUUUGUGUCAGUGAAAGGAGUGAAUAAACAUGUUAUUUAUUCACAUGUCUGUAGUUGUUCUUCUGUGUGUGUGUCUACUGCUGUAAAUCACAGAAGUAGAAUUAAGUACCUGGAUCACCAGGCGGGCACUCUGUCCUUCUACAGUGUCUCUGACACAAUGACCCUCCUCCACAGUGUCCAGACCAGAUUCACGCAGCCCCUCUAUCCUGGGUUCUGGCUUCAUUGCUUUAAGACCACAGCUGAGUUAUGUGAGUUAGACUAGAGUCCUAUGUCAGUGAUGCUUUACCCUACUAUUAUGUGAGUUGUUUAUUUCCUUCUUCUGUGACCCCCAGAGGAUUGGCUCUCACAGAUUGAGCUCUCUGUAGUCUAGAUAGAAUUUGAGGUUAUGGUUUGCCUUACUAUUCUGUGAGGUUUUCAUUUUCUUUGAAUAGCAGAGGAUUGACUUUCACAGAUUCAGUCAUUUCUAGAAUUCAAAGUUAUUUUCACCAAAUCCUAUGAUGUUGAAAAUGAAUCUGUACCUCCGGUGAGACUUUACCUCAGAAGGCAGCAUGUGAUAGGCCAUACAUUGUUUUCAGAAUAAUUUCUUAACCUGUUCCUUCCCUUUGUUAUCGUGUACUCUUUUUCAGAGGUAGCCAUUUGUUAUGUAGGCUACAGUGCAUAUGUUGCUGUAUAUUCUGUGUAUUUAUCCUAGAUCUCUCACAUGCUUGAUGUUACAGGUCCCCUCGAGGUCCAUAUUAUACCAAUAGUUUUUCAAUCAACUGAAGUAAGUAGUUUACUGAGCCCUUAUUCACUCAAUAUUGACAGUGCUGAAGCAAAUGUAAACUGAUAAAUAAACAGCGUGUUUGUUGAGCAUCUGA